UUUUUUUUUUUGGCCCUCUUAGCUUUGCCUAAAGAAGCUUAACAAAGAGAAAUACAGAUAACAACCAAACCAUUUCUAGCAGAAUAUCAUCAACCUUCUUAUCAUCUUCUCCUCUCAAAGAAAGGAAAGGGAAAAGAAAAGAGAAAGAAAGAAAAGGAGAGGCUUAGCUUCUUCCUUGUAUUUGAAGACUCUUUCUGUGAAGAUGUUUGAUUCCUUAAGCCCAUGCUCACUUGCAGCUUCUCAGAUUCCUCUCACUUUCUCUUCCUUUUCAAGAAAAUCCACUAUUGCCCGUGAGCUUAAAUCCUGUCCUCUUUGCUUCGAGUACUUCCAAACUCAAUUUUGUUGAACAUAUUCUGCAGAGAGAAACAUGGUCCCUUUCAUUGUUUUGACACUUCUCUCUCUUCUUGCUACCUCUUGUUCUGCCUCUUCUUUAGUUACUGAUUUCCAUGUCUUACUCACACUUAGAAAAGGUUUUGAAUUCUCUGAUUCCAUUCUAAGUACUUGGAAUUCUUCCAAUCCUAGCUCAGUUUGUUCCUGGGCUGGAAUUCAGUGCUCCAAGGGACGCGUUGUUUCAAUCGACUUAACAGAUUUGAACCUCUAUGGCUCUGUGUCACCAUUAAUUUCAAAACUCGACCGGCUUACUAACCUCUCUCUUGCUGGAAAUAAUUUCACAGGCACGAUUGAGAUUGCAAACUUGAGCAGUCUUCGAUGGCUAAACAUCUCCUGCAACGAGUUCAAUGGCGGAUUAGAUUGGAACUACUCCAGCAUUGCCAACUUGGAAGUGUUUGAUUGCUAUAACAACAACUUCACUGCCUUUCUCCCACUUGGGAUUUUGAGCUUGAAGAAGCUCAAGUACUUGGAUCUUGCUGGCAAUUAUUUCGUUGGCAGAAUCCCAGAAAGCUAUGGAAAUCUGGUUGGCUUGGAAUAUCUUUCCCUUGCUGGAAAUGAUCUGCAUGGAAAAAUCCCAGGGGAGUUAGGAAAUCUCACCAACUUGAGAGAGAUUUACUUGGGCUAUUACAAUGUGUUUGAAGGUGGGAUUCCAGUGGAAUUUGGAAACUUGGCAAAUCUAGUUCACAUGGAUCUUUCCAACUGUGGGUUGGAUGGGCCAAUUCCAAGUGAGUUGGGGAGCUUGAAGAAGCUCAACACUCUCUACGUUCAUAUGAAUCUGCUUUCUGGUUCAAUUCCAAAGCAAUUAGGCAACUUGACAAACCUGCAGAACCUUGAUCUUUCCAUCAAUGCACUAACCGGUGAAAUCCCAUUGGAGUUCUGCAAUCUAAAGCAGCUCAAGCUUCUGAACCUGUUCAUGAACAGACUGCACGGGUAUAUUCCAGACUACAUAGCAGACUUUCCAAAUUUGGAAACUCUUCAGCUGUGGAAGAACAACUUCACCGGCAUGAUUCCCGAGAAUCUUGGACAGAAUGGAAAGCUUCAGCUGCUGGAUUUGUCCACAAACAAACUCACUGGUACAAUCCCUCGGAACUUGUGUUUGUCAAAUCAACUCAGAGUGCUGAUUCUCUUGGAAAACUUCUUCUUUGGGCCGAUUCCUGAAGGGCUAGGGAGAUGUUCAAGUCUCACAAGAGUGAGGUUGCAGCGCAACUUCUUGAAUGGCAGCAUCUCAGAUGGGUUCCUAUACUUGCCUCAACUGAAUUUACUGGAGUUGCAGAACAACUACCUAUCAGGAACCGUGCCGGAGAAUGCCAACAGUUCAUCGGCGCCGGUAAAAUUAGCCCAACUCAACUUAUCAAACAAUCUCCUCUCUGGUCCUUUACCUCAUUCAUUUUCAAAUUUCUCUUCUAUCCAACUCCUUUCCCUUGGUGGAAACCAAUUCUCAGGAACAAUCCCAUCUUCCAUAGGAGAACUCCUCCAAGCUUUAAAAAUUGAUUUGAGCCGGAAUUCACUCUCCGGUUCAAUCCCACCUGAGAUUGGAAAUUGUUAUCAUUUGACAUAUCUUGACAUGAGCCAGAACAACCUCUCUGGCUCAAUCCCACCAGAAAUUUCCAACAUCCGUAUAUUAAACUACUUAAACUUAUCCAGAAACCACUUGAACCAAGCAAUACCCAGAUCAAUCGGUACCAUGAAAAGCCUCACAAUUGCUGAUUUCUCCUUCAAUGAUCUUUCCGGUAAGCUACCCGAAUCUGGCCAAUUCUCCUGCUUUAACGCCUCCUCUUUUGCGGGUAAUCCUCAUCUUUGCGGCUCUCUUCUAAACAACCCUUGCAAUUUCACCACAAUCACAAGCACACCCAGAAGAGGCCCUGCAUAUUUCAAGCUAAUCUUCGCGCUUGGCCUUUUGAUUUGCUCUCUAGUAUUCGCAUUUGCUGCCAUGAUCAAGGCCAAGUCGUUGAAAAGAAAUGGCCCAGAUUCAUGGAAGAUGACCACAUUCCAAAAGCUCGAAUUCAAGGUCUCCGACAUCCUCGAAUGCGUGAAAGACGGCAACGUGAUUGGAAGAGGCGGAGCUGGGAUUGUCUACCAUGGAAAAAUGCCAGAUGGGGUCGAAAUUGCAGUCAAAAAGCUUCUUGGGUUUGGCUCAAACAGCCAUGAUCAUGGCUUCCGAGCUGAAAUUCAAACACUGGGAAACAUCAGGCAUCGAAACAUUGUGAGACUCCUCGCAUUCUGUUCCAACAAGGAGACAAAUCUCCUUGUUUACGAGUACAUGAGAAAUGGGAGCUUAGGCGAGGCGCUGCACGGCAAAAAAGGCGCAUUCUUGAGCUGGAAUUUGCGGUACAAAGCUGCCAUUGAAGCAGCCGGAGGCCUCUGCUACCUUCACCAUGAUUGUUCCCCAUUGAUCGUUCACCGCGACGUCAAGUCCAACAACAUUUUGUUGGAUUCCAGCUUCGAAGCACACGUUGCUGAUUUCGGGCUCGCCAAGUACUUGAUCGACGGCGCCGCAUCAGAGUGCAUGUCAGCAAUUGCAGGAUCCUAUGGCUACAUUGCCCCUGAGUAUGCAUAUACUUUGAAGGUUGAUGAGAAGAGCGAUGUGUAUAGCUUCGGAGUCGUCCUCUUAGAGCUUCUCACGGGCCGCCGUCCGGUGGGGGAUUUCGGUGAAGGCGUCGACAUUGUACAGUGGACCAGAAGGGUAACAAAGUGUCGCAAAGAAGAGGUCAUGGGCAUUGUUGAUCCAAGGCUAACAAUGGUGCCCAAAGAUGAAGCCAUGCACUUGUUCUUUGUUGCACUCUUAUGCAUACAAGACAACAGUGUUGAACGCCCAACAAUGAGAGAGGUGGUGCAAAUGCUAUCGGAGUUUCCCCGCCAGUCACCGGACCACCAUUCUUCGUCGUCUGCUUUUGUUCAUGACCAACAAACAAAGAAAGUAGUUGAAAAAGAGAAAGGUUGCCCUAAGUUCAAGCAAGAUCUUUUGGUUUAAGAGACUUGAUGACUUUUUUUUUUUUUAGAGUUUUAAUGGUGUCUUGAAUUGGGUUGUUUCUGUUAUAGCCUUACUAUUUGCAAAAUAUAUCUUUUUCUUUUGAUUUUUGGCUUAGAUUUAGGCAGAGGGAUUUGGUGGCCAAAUAGAAGUAGCUAGGAAUAAUUUUAAUGGGUGCACUUCUUUUAAGGGGUGCAACUUUAGUGGGAGAGCAUGCUAGCUUAAGGGGGCCAUGCAUGCAGGCUCUUUGUAUAAUAUUUUUAUUAUUAUAUUAUAU
Molecule: messenger RNA, 3635 nt
Organism: Corylus avellana
Lineage: Eukaryota; Viridiplantae; Streptophyta; Magnoliopsida; Fagales; Betulaceae
Biological process (GO): protein phosphorylation
Molecular function (GO): ATP binding; protein kinase activity; receptor serine/threonine kinase binding
Source: RefSeq, a predicted model, not a curated record